UGGAAGAGUAAAACUCAGCAACAAACUUUAAAAUGAAAAGCCUCCAAACUUUUGAGGAACAAACGGAAUGCAUUGUGAACACUCUACUUACAGACUUCUUGAGUCCAACAUUGCAGGUUGCUAACCGGGAACUAACCUGUAUAGAUGGACCAGAUUCAGGAGAGGCUUGCUCUUUCGACGUGGCUAUCAUUGCUAGUCGCCUUCGGAUGUUGGGUGACCAGUUUAAUGGAGAAUUGGAAGCUUCUGCCAAAAACAUCAUUGCAGGAACCAUUCAGGGGCAGGUAGGACCUAUACUCCAGGAUACAGUGAAAUCUCUCAGCCAGGCAUGGUGUGCUCAAGAUUCUAGCUUAGCUUAUGAGAGAGCCUUUCUGUCAGUUUCAGUGAAACUUCUUGAGUAUGUGGCCCACAUGGCUCCUGAAAUGGCAAGACAGGUGGCUAGCCCCAUGACGGGUAUGAUCAAUGGGAACAGAGCCAUCCGGGAAUUCAUCCAGGGCCAAGGAGGUUGGGAAAAUCUGGAGAGCUGAAGAAGAGGUGGAGCUAUUCCCCAGAGUGAACAUCACUUCCUGGACUGAUUUUGUGAUUGAUUUCU
Molecule: messenger RNA, 589 nt
Organism: Propithecus coquereli (Coquerel's sifaka)
Lineage: Eukaryota; Metazoa; Chordata; Mammalia; Primates; Indriidae
Gene: BCL2L15
Product: BCL2-like 15
Exons: 4
Coding region: 33-524 (163 amino acids)
Biological process (GO): regulation of apoptotic process
Cellular component (GO): cytosol; nucleus
Source: RefSeq, a predicted model, not a curated record